CCGAUCAUUUGGUUCUGUUCGGACCACCUGGCUCCGGACGGGACAGGCUUCCCUGCAGUCAUGGCUCGGCUCUCCCUCGCAGAAGUGGACCUGCUGCUUCUGUUAGUGCUGGCCUUGAUGCUCAGUGUUGAGGCAAAAGAGGACAAGCCAAAGACGCUGAGCAGAAAGAAGAGAGAAUGGAUCCUUCCUCCUGCCAAGAUCGUGGAGAACGUCGACUAUACCAAAAGGGAAUUCAUUGCCAAGAUUCGCUCUGAUAAAGACACACGUGCAGAAGUGGAGUAUUACCUCGCUGGACCAGGAGCUGACAAGCCACCCUACAACCUCUUUAAGGUGGACCAUAAGACCGGGUUUGUAACCAUAACUCGUAUUGUGGACCGGGAGGAGUAUGACUCCUACAACCUAACAGGGAUCGCCAAAUACAGGAACGGGACCACAGCAGAAGCCAGCAUCCCACUGCCUGUCACAAUCGUGGACCAGAAUGACAACGCUCCCUAUUUUGAGCUUCAUGUUGGAAACGUCACAGAGGCAAGCAAAGAAGGAACCUUUGUUAUGCAGAUCACAGGAAAAGAUAAGGACCAAGCUGGGACGAUUAAUUCAGAGAUCGCCUACAGCAUCAUCAGUCAGGAGCCAGCAGGCGAUGGUCGCAUGUUCUCUAUAGACAAAAAGACGGGCAAACUGUAUGUGAAGAGCCCCAAGCUGGACAGAGAGACUAAUGACUUAUACAAACUGACAGUACAGGGGGCCGAUUUGGGAGGGGCAGCAGGUGGGCUGACAGGGACAGGAACGGUGCAGAUCAAGGUCCUGGACAUCAAUGACAACAUCCCCACUCUGGAGAAAUCGGAGUACACUGGCUCAGUGGAUGAAAAUGUUGCAGAUGUAGUUGUGAUGAAACUCAAAGCUCAGGACAAAGACCUUGAAUGCUCAGACAACUGGCUGACUGUCUUCACAAUCAUCAAAGGAAAUGAGCAAAAUAUCUUCUCCAUUGAGACAGACAAUAAAACCAAUGUGGGCAUCUUGAAGCUGAUCAAGCCACUGGACUUUGAAGAAGUCAAGAAUCUUGAGCUUGGCCUGCACAUUAAGAAUGUAGCUCCUUUUGUGAAAGGUGAAGCUGUAGUGAUGGAUGUGGGCCUUAAGGUUGGAGAGGGUGAUCCUCAGGGGGCUGGACCUGGUGCUGGUGCCGGUGCUGGUGCCGGUGCUGGCGCCGGCGCCGGAGCUGGAGCUGGAGCUGGAGCCGGAGCUGGAGCCGGAGCUGGAGCCGGAGCCGGAGCCGGAGCCGGAGCCGGAGCUGGAGCUGGAGCUGGAGCUGGUGCAGGUGCAGGUGCAGGUGCAGGUGCAAAUGCAGGGCCGAAUGCAGGAGUAAAGCCUGGGGCAGGGCUUGGCCCUGAGGCUGGAGCGGGUGGUGGACUGAAACCAGGUGACAAACCAGGACCAGGGACAAAGCCGAAGCCAGACGCACCGCAGAAAACCUAUCCCAUUAAGAUAGCAGUAAAUAAUCUGCCAGAGGGCCCAGCAUUCAAACCUAGCACCAAGAAAGUUCCUGUAUCAGAAGAUCCAAAUGAACAGCCCAAGGAUGGUGUGGUCACAGUGUUUUCUGCUGUUGAUCCAGAUACAGGAAAACCAGCUGAAAACGUCAGUUAUGCCAAAGCCUACGAUCCAGAUAACUGGUUUAGCAUCGAUGAAGACACAGCUGAGAUCAAACUCAACAAGAAUCCAGAUAGGGAGUCACCGUACUUGGUAAACGGUACCUACAUUGCCAAGAUUCUGGCCAUAACCAAAGACAUGCCAGCAAAGACAGCCACAGGAACAAUAGCCAUUCAAGUGACUGACUCCAACGACCACUGCCCCACCCUGACCACAACUCACAGCAGUCUGUGCUCCGAUAAAAAAACGGUUUAUGUAACUGCCGUUGAUGGGGAUGUUAGCCCCAACGCUGCUCCAUUCACAUUCACAGUCAUACCUGAAGGAACGCGAGGGAGCUGGGAGGUAGAAGUCAUCAAUGAGACGACUGCCGCUCUUCACUCACAUGAGAAGCUGUGGCCUGGCUUCUAUGGGCUGCAGGUGGAAGUGUCGGACGCUAAGGGUCUGUCCUGCCCAGCCAAUGAGGUUUUUACUGUGAAUGUUUGUACCUGCGUGGAAACAGAGGACUGCGGUUCAAAGACAGGCAGACAAUCAACCUCCCCCUCUGAGCUCUCUGCUCCAGCCAUCGGCCUGCUGCUAGCAGCAAUGUGCUUACUGCUGUUAAUCCCGCUUCUCAUGCUGUUCUGUCAGUGUGGAGGAGCAGAUGCUAUCUUUCCUGACCGAUUUAGUGAUAUGCCAUUUGACGCCAAAGAACACCUCAUAUCCUACCACACUGAAGGCAAAGGCGAGGAUAAGGAAGUGCCACUCCAUAGUGUCCCUAUCAUGAUGAGUAACCAAAAGAAUGUUGAGAUGGGAGCAGCACAGAACUUCAACAUCAUUACUUCAAAAAUCACAGAAACGCAACAGGCAUCUAGAAUCUACAAUGAAUCUGUGCAGAAGUUUCACGAGACCAGCCAAAGUCUGAUGGAGGUCGAUAACGCCUACAAGUUUUCAAGGGAAUCAUUCAACCAUGGCUACGGCAGUGCUACGUUCAGCAGGCACACACUUGGCGUCCAAAGCACAACAGCUCUGUUUGAUGACAUAGCUCUAUCUGAUGCUUUCCUAAAUGAUUACUACUCGCAGAAAGCGGGGUGUGUAGUGCCAGUGAAGGACGGUCUGUUGGAGUAUGACUUUGAGGGCCAGGGCUCCUCUGCUGGCUCCGUGGGUUGCUGCAGCCUCCUGGAGUCUGACAAUGACCUGCAGUUCCUGAACAACCUCGGGCCCAAGUUCAAGACCCUAGCUGAGGUCUGCUUGCCUCCUACACCCGAGCCCUCCCUGUCACACAAAGUAGCAAGCACUGUCAAAACUACAGUUGAUAUUGUUGAACCAGUUGUUAAGCCCAAAAUUGAGCGAAGUGUUGAGACGAAACAUACCGAAGUAAAGACAGAGAAACUCAUGGCCUCCACUAACGUUUCCAAAUCAGCCAUCAGUACUGCAAGCACUGCCCCACCAUCCCUGACACUUCCUCGGUCCAGUGUUACUAACAUCAGUCAUUCCUCGAACACCACUCAGUUUGCUUCUCUCCCUCGUCAAGUACAGACAGUGGUACUACAGCAGCAGCCAGUUUACUACACCACCAGCCCUGUGCUACAGCCCAUGCAAUUACUAGUUCAACCACAGCUUCAGAACACAGUUCUGCUGCCAGAUGUGACCCGUAGAGCCAAUUUUUCAGGUAUGUAUGUAGUCACUGGGCCCCAGAGUCCUUCUUCUGGACUUGUUAUCAGUGGCUCCCCAGGCUCUCCUCCUGGGCUAGUUAUCCAGGGCACUGAGAGCUCCAAAAGCCCUGUCAGCCCCACCAGUCCAGUCAGCCCCACCCUGUUGCUACCUUUGAGCCAAGGUGUGUCUCAGGGAUCAGUCCCUGUGGAUGGUUGGAAAGUUUUAGGGCCAAGUCCUAAUGCUAGUUACAUGGUAGUUAAGAGUAGUCCAAGUGAGGCACAGGGGGUGGACCCAGGCUCAUCUCAGGGCACUUUGCCCAGAGGUGCUAUCCUGGUAAAAGAGGCUGCUCCCCCUCAGGGGGUAUUAGGCCCAGCAGCCCAGGGGAGUGUGCGCGCCAUUCUGCCAGGACACCCUGUUCCUACAAAGGGGGUCGUUGGUGCAGUAAAUAGAAAUUUGGGGCAAACAUGGGUUGGGCAGCGUGGGCAUAUGGAGUCCGGGCCAGUUUCUGUUUUGGGAGUUGGUGUUGGGCAGCCAGAAAUGGGAAUGGGGCAUGUAGUGGCAGUGAAGCCACAAGUUACACAGGCUGGAAUUUGGCCAGCUGGGAUACAGCCAGUUGGGAUUAGGCAGGUAAGUGUCAAGCAGUUCCAAGGAAUUUCUCCACUGGAACAAUCAGUGGAAGCCAGCUGUAUUCCAAAACCAUAUAGCACAUCAUCACCGAAGAAAGAGAACACCAUUAAUGUUGCAAAUACCUUCAUCUCUGCUGAAACCACUAAAACUCAUCUGCCUUCUAAGGAAGAGGUUAAGGAUGACAAUGAUCUAGCUCUGAACAUGCAUGAUGAUACAGUUGAAGAAAAGCAAUCAGAAGAUGUGACCAUCUAUACAUCAGAGCAACACACAACAUUAGAUGAGAAGGAUCCUGGUGAGGUGACUCAACAUGCGCUUAUCGACAAUGAGGUUCAUCAAGAUUUUGUAAAGUCAAUACCAGGGCCAAAUGUACUACAGACAUCAUUUGAGCAGUCUGACAUGGUAGCAGAAAAACCAGAGGAUACAAUUGACGAAAUUGUGCCCGAUCAGCUGAAUAAAAUCACUGAGGCGCCAUCAAGCAAAUUUACAGAAUCCAGUGACACAGAGAACACAGAGGAAGAAGCUCCACAACCAGAACAGCAGGAUGAUCAUGUUCCCUCUGAGGGCUUUUCUAUGGACGAUACAUCUAUGGUCACUAAAACGUCCUCCACAGAGGAUUUCCUACCCGAAUCAAAUGUCACUAAUUUAGCUACACCAGAAAAAGAGACUGAAGAGACAUCAACAUUUCUUCAAGGAGAGGAAGCCACUCCUACUUCAGACCACAUGAACAUUGUGGACGAUCGAAUACAUGAUAGCAUAGAAGACAGUGUGGGCAGACAGGAAGCAGCACAUUUAAAAGAAGAAGUGCAAGAAGCAGGAAAACCUGUUCAGCUCAGCAUAGCUGAAGGUCCAGACGACAGUUUUGAAGAUGGGUCAGAUCCUCAAUCAAAUGACAGCAUGGAGGAUCAAAGUGGAAGGGAGCUCGAUGGAGAUGUCAGUCCAGCAAAUCAUCUUAUUGCCACUUCUGAUAGUAUCCUGGCAGAAGAGAGUAUGGAGGAAAUGACUACAGUUACCAGUACUGCACCUGAAGAGGUCGAGGCUGAGCAGGAGGAACUGUUGGAUGCUGAAGUGGGACUCAAUGCUGUGGGUGAUGAAUUGCCUCCGAACACACCUCCAAAUGAGAUUUCAGCAGACACUGUAAAUGAGUCUGAAGAAAGGUCCAUCCCUGAUCAAGAAACAGUGCCAGAACCACAGGUGAAUGAUCGUGAAGGGCAUAAAAUGGAUGAAUGCCAUGCAGAGACAGAUAUUGCUGCUGCAGAAGCAAAAACAUCAUUGCACACUAUGAGCACUAUUUUAACUAACCAAGAGGAAGGAGAUCUGGAUGAUUCAAAUGUGAUAUCAGCAUCAGAAGAAAUUGGACUAGCAGAAGAAGAUGACGACGAUCAACACAAUAUAACAGGAGGAGUAGGAUCAGGAGUAGACAAGUAUCAAGCCGAGUCAUAUGGAGAUAGUAUCAGUGAUGGGGAGAAAGAGGAGAUAAAUUAUGAGGAAGCAGCAUCACAGCAAAGUUUCAGCACAUCUGAUGACCAAGAUGGAGACACUGAGAGACAAGAUGCAUUGAGCACAAGUUCUCAAAUGGAGGAUAAGUUCAUCUCAGAUGACAACAUUACUGAUGACGAGGAAGAUGAAGCUACUGUGCCAGCGGUACAGCAAUAUAUAGGCUUCUCAGAUGACCAAGAUGAAGAGAGUGCUAAAGAAGACGCAUCACACAUGAGUUCUCAAAUGGAUGACACCUUAGCCUCAGAUAACGAGGAAAUUGUGGAGGUAGUGGCAUCACCCGUACAACAAAAUGUUAGCUUCAUCAAAGACCAAAGUGAAGAGGUUGAAAGAGAAGCUGCUUCAGGAAGUCCGCCAUUGGAGAAUCAGAUCCUCUCAGAAGGCAACAUCAGGGAUGGAGUGAAAGAACAGGAUAUAGUGGAGGAAGAGGUGUCACCUGUACAGCGAAUGACUAGCAUCUCUGAUGAAGAUGAAGACAGUGAAAAAGAAGAUGCAUUCAAUACAGUUCCACAAGUGGAAGAUGAGAACAUCUCAGAUGACAGUGUAAGUGAUGGAGAGAAAGAGGCGCCAUCCAUACAGCAAAACAUGUGCAUUUCAUACAACCAAGAUGAAGAGAGAGAAGGAGAAGACGCAGCAGGAACAAGUCCUCAGUCGCAGGAUCAUCUCAUGUGUUCAGAUAGCAUACAUGAAGGAGAAAAGGAGGAUGUGGUGAUGUCACCUUCACAGCAAAACAUAAGUGUCCUAGAUAACCAAGAUGUUGACACAUCAGGCAGUUCUCACACAGAGGAAGAAGAAGAAUCAUACCAUGUUUUAGAAGAGGACGCUCAGUAUUUAGACACUGAAUGUUUAGAGAUGAAUCAGGUGGCAGCAACACCAAAGGUGACUGAAACCCAAGAAAUCUCUCAGACAGGUUGCAUAACUCUUGAUAUUCCUGAGAGCCAAAAUACUGAUGGCCAAGAGAUAGUGGGUGCUGCUAACAUAGAGAGUUUAGAUGAUGUAGUCACAUCAUCAGAGGAACUGAGACCAUUGAGGGUGGCAACAGGACAGGUUUGUCUCGUGUUGAAGUCCAGUGAAGACGGAGGAGCCAGGGGUAGCAUAGCGGCAUCUGGACAAGUAGCUGAGGGUGAAACAAAUCUGUGUGAUCACCAGCACGGAGAGGUAAUUAAAACUGAACAGAAUGAGGGUGGAGACUUCUCUUUGGAAAAAUGCAGAGCAGAUGUCUCUUUUGACCUAGAGAAUAGAGAGGGAUUAGAUAAUGCAUCUGGUCAGGUAUCACCGAUGCAUUAUUCAGAGAUUAAAGUGGUGGACCAGCCCUUAUCUUCAGUGUUGGAAACAGACCCAGGCUCAGCAGAGACAGGAGCUGCCAGCUUUGCUCCAAGUGAGGUAGCUGAGGAGGCUGGUUACCUUCUUCAGAAUGAGAGUGUGCAUAUGACUGGAGAGGUAGCAGGGGUAAGGCCAAGCGCUGUUGGGGAGGCUGGCUCAAUAGAUGCUGUGUCAAAAACUCCUUAUUACAUGCAUGGGGCUGAGGCAAGUGGUGGCCAAGUGAGUCCUGUUGAGCUUCAGACAGUCACUGGCCAAACUCCUCGGAACAAAUCCAGAAAGAGUAGAAAGGACUCAAGCAAGAGUCCUCAAAGCCCAAAAAGCUCCUCUGCAAAGUGCAAGCAGCAGUGAUCGCUCUCAGUUUCAAGCUGUGUUAACAACUAUACAGUUUCCAUACAGUGUUAAAUGUUGAGGUGGUGCACCCCAGUUGAACUGGCAACUCUCUGCACCACUGUCAUGAGAAAUUACAAGGGGUUAAUUAAAUUUUAGACACCUUCAAAAAGGGCCAGAGUGCUGCAUUUCGACGGGCCAAUCAUAAAUUGUGGACCAUAUAAAGUUGAGGUAAAUUCUCAUUUGUCAUCAUCAUAUAAGACUGUAUGUCAUGUCAUCAUGAUUUUAAAAAGAACGCCCACCUCAUAGCCUUGAUUGCAGACACUGAUGAUGCUUUUCCAAGUUCCAAACCUGUUUAAAAUUUUGGUGAUGGGUCAGCCCUUUGUUUUUUCUAAUUACUGCUAUAUUGAGCCUUGAAUAUCUUGUAUGAUGUGCCCUUUAUUUCACCAUGUAACUAUGUUUGGGUGAGAGACAUCUCUUCUUACUGACUUGUGGCUGAACUGUAAAUGUAAAUCAUUACAGGGUGGAACAUUUUACCAGAUUAAAGAUAAGAUGGAGAAACUAUGCUGGAUUUAUGUGUGUGUUUGCGUGUGUGUGUGUGUGUGUGUGUGUGUGUGUGUGUGUUAAAGCAAUAAUUUGGUAAUUUCAUUUUUUUUGUUGGGAGACUUUUUAAAAAAAUAUACCAUUACUCAUAAAUAUAUCUCUAUUUUUAGUCAACUCAAUUUGGGAACGCUGAAUACUGUCAUCAUUCAUUCAUCAUUCAUUAAAGAUUUUACACACAGCAUCA
Messenger RNA from Chelmon rostratus (copperband butterflyfish), 7831 nucleotides. RefSeq lists its product as uncharacterized. The transcript has 14 exons. The coding region runs from base 61 to 7065 and encodes 2334 amino acids. Gene Ontology annotation, cellular component: plasma membrane; desmosome. Lineage: Eukaryota; Metazoa; Chordata; Actinopteri; Chaetodontiformes; Chaetodontidae. The record is from RefSeq and is a predicted model, not a curated record. Gene Ontology annotation, molecular function: calcium ion binding. Gene Ontology annotation, biological process: homophilic cell-cell adhesion.